GGAGACGAAGAGGAAUGAAAUCACGAUGACAGGUUGUGACGAUUUGUCGAGGUAUAAAUGCUUGACACACUAACGCCGAACUAUCAGAAUCUAUUUUCAAUUUGUACGAGACAAAUAUAAGAUCGCCAAGAAUGAAGAACUUAUUCGUUGUUAUCAAUAUACUGGUAGCCGCUGUGUCAGGUGUGCCAAGUGAUUUGCCAAGGAUAACGAGCCGAAUAUUUCCAGAGGGACGUAUAAUUGGCGGAGAAAAUACUAACAUUAUACAGGCCCCACAUCAAGUUAGUAUUCUGAUAUUAGGUUCACAUUAUUGUGGCGGAAGCAUAAUCAAUAAGGAAUGGAUUCUCACGGCUGGACAUUGCGCUGGGAAACCCUUAUCCUAUUAUAGCGUACGUACUGGAUCGGACAAGUCUACUUCCGGUGGUAUAAUCAAUACUGUGUCAGGAAUAUAUCAACAUGAAAACUUUUCAUCUACCUCGAAGGGUGUACCAUUAAAUGACAUAGCCCUUAUUCGUUUAUCCAUGCCCAUUGAAGAAAACGAGACGCAAAAAUCUGUAACAUUAUUUUCAAAAAAUGAAAAGGCCGAACCAGGAAGCAUCGCAAUUAUCACGGGCUGGGGUAAAACAGGACACGGUAUGCCAGAGUUUCUACAAACAGUGAGAGUUCCUGUCAUCGAGAAAGUCGAUUGUUACGAAGCUUAUGAAAAAUUAUUCGGUGGUAUUGGUGAAAAUCAAAUAUGCGCGGCUUAUCCCCAAGGUGGAAAGGAUGCCUGCCAAGGUGAUUCUGGCGGUCCAAUGACCAUAGGCGGUCGUCAAGCUGGUAUAGUUUCUUGGGGUAAUGGUUGUGCGCUUAAAGGAUAUCCCGGUGUCUAUACCGAAAUCUCCAAAUAUCACGACUGGAUCACUAAGAUAACCAAUCUCAAAUUGACGUCGGACGAUACCGAAUGCAUCAAACAAACGAAAGAAAUCAACAUGUUCGUACAAUUAACAAUUGUUUUCCUCAUUGCUUUUACAGCUGCGGAUCCUAUUCCGAGGGUCCCAGUUUUGAAUCCUUACACGCCAACCGGUCGUAUCGUCGGUGGUGAAGAUGUCCAAAUCGAGGAAGUACCUCAUCAAGUACUUCUACAGGCAUUUGGUUUUGGUUUCUGCGGUGGUAGUAUCAUUGAUAAAAAUUGGGUCCUUACAGCAGGUCAUUGUGUGAGUUAUUCACCAUCGACAAUAACUAUACGUGCUGGAACAACUACAAAGACUUCAGGAGGUAGCCAACAUAAGGUGGCAGAAAUCAUCAGACACGAGAAAUACAACACCAACAGUUAUGGUGUUCCUGAAAACGACGUGGCAUUGAUCCGUUUAAAAGAUCCAUUCAAACUCGAUGAAAAACGUCAACCGAUUUCUUUGUUCAAUGCAUCCGAAGAAUCUGUUCCUGGAGUAAAAGCUACGAUCAGUGGUUGGGGUGCAAUUUAUCCAGGUGGUGCAGCUUCGGAAAAACUUCAGAUCGUCCAGGUUCCAGUGGUCGCUAAGGCAAAAUGCAACGAGGCUUAUUCCUCGUUCGGUGGGGUACCAGCUGGACAAAUUUGUGCGGCUUAUCCAGAAGGUGGUAAGGAUGCUUGCCAAGGUGACUCUGGUGGUCCUCUUACUAUCGAUGGUCGAUUGGCUGGUAUUGUCUCCUGGGGUAAUGGUUGUGCGAAGAAAGGAUAUCCCGGUGUUUAUACCGAAGUGGCAGCUUUCCGUGAAUGGAUCGAUUCUAAGUUAAACGCUUAAAUUCGAUACUGGAUC
This is a messenger RNA of Vespa mandarinia (Asian giant hornet), 1772 nucleotides long. Its product is annotated as trypsin-1-like. Gene Ontology annotation, molecular function: serine-type endopeptidase activity. NCBI's taxonomy places the organism in Eukaryota, Metazoa, Arthropoda, Insecta, Hymenoptera, Vespidae. The record is from RefSeq and is a predicted model, not a curated record. Gene Ontology annotation, biological process: proteolysis.